AUGGCGAUUGUUUGUUUUGAAAAUAGCGUGAGAAGUGAGAACUUCGCGUGUUUUAAUUUUUGCUCUUUUUGGUCUCGAUUUUUGAGACAAUUUGACACCUCAAAUCGUGAGGAAUGUCCAUUUUUAUGAAUAUAUGUAUGGCAAGGUAAACAGAUUUCUUCCAAAACAAGAUGCUUGAGGCAAUGUGACACCACAAAUCGUGAGAAAUGUUAAUUUUUGUAGCAAGCCAUGAAAUGGCUAUCAUCUAACUCAAAUCUGUCCUGUCGAGUCCGUGACACUUAUGACUGCAUUCCGAAGGAUUCCAAAAUGGCUUCGACAGGGAAUCAGAACUUCGCGUGUUUUAAUUUUUGCUCUUUUUGGAUGUGUUUGAUACCUCAAAUCGUGAGGAAUGUUCAUUUUUAUGAAUAUAUGUAUGGCAAGGCAGACAGAUUUCUUGCAAAACAAGAUGCUUGAAUGCAACAGUUUCCUAAUAUAGCCUUAGAUUAUUUCAUUAAAAAUCAACAACAUCUAAAGGCAUUAAUUGUCAACAAAGCUUGUAAAAUAUUUUUUCUGAUUAGUGGCGGCUUAAGUAGCGUUUUCCCAAAAGAGAUCACAGUGCAUUCUGGGAUCGUUUGGAGGGACAAAAUAUAUAGUGACAGGCGUCAAAUAUGUGAAAGAGUAGAAGUAUCUACUAUCAAAUAUCAACCUUUUAGACGACCAAAUAUGAAAUAUCUCCUUUUCACAUUAAACUCUUAAUUUAAAAUGUGCUGCUAUAUUUCUUGUCCCUCCAACAUGGGAUUUGCGCGACUAGACCCAGGACUUUGGGAAAUGGCAAAUUAGGACAAGUUAUUUUGAUCAGUAGCUGAAACAAGUUUACUGUAGCUGCACAAAAAAUAAGCUGAUGUACCGUUCAAUUAUUAAUAUCCCUUCCCAGGAGUGGGCCAGGACAUACCGUAUAGAUUUUGUCUUAUGAUUUUGUUACAGCAUAUCUAUAAUCCUUUUCCUUUUAUAUACAGCAUAUCUUAUUUAUAUACCUUUUCCUAGUUGAGGCACAGUAAACCCUGCGCUAUAAUCCCCUAUUUCAGAGAAGUACCAUGGACCAAAUAAAACCUAAUCAGUUUCUUGUAGAGACAAACUGGGAGCUCAUGUGCAUGUGGAGCAAAAUAAUGAUAAACAAAGUCGUGCCCUGCAUGUUGCAGCAGCAAACGUCAGUCACAGAGGUGAAACGAGCAUGGAAAUCACUAAGCAACAAACACCAACACUUUUAACAAGUUAGUUAACCUCAUGCACCUGCAGGGACCGACUGAUGGCUUGCAAAAUGUACGCAGUGCGUACCUAUUUUUAAUGUAAUGUAACAUGAUCGCUUUUAUAUUGAUAUUAUAACGAAAUUAUUCUUAUACUGAUACUCUAAGGUUAUUAUGAUGCAUCCAAAGACGAGCAGAUCCUUAAUGUUGGUGAUAUAUUGCACUUGAAAAGUAUUAAUAAAACCAAGAAAGGUGGAAAAAAGUUGGUCUGUAUCAAUCAAAACGGUCAUACUAUUGAACUGCCUAAAGAUUGUGUGGCUGGUGGCUUCCAACCUACGGCUGAUGGAAAAGAGUAUUACCUAGCCGAGGUUCUUAAAAAAUUCUCACUGCCGCUUUACGUGCGAUUCGUUGAACCUUACACCAUGGAUCAAGAAACCCGAUCGAAAGAUAAACCCCUCUAUCAACCCGCAGGUACUAUUUGCCUAAAUAGAAUAUCUACUGAGACAGUUAUUACGGCAACAACAAUAAAAAAUGGCCAACAAAAAAUAGUGCAAUUCUCUCCCGAUGUAGAUAUAAACGUUGUUGUGUGUAACGAUACGUUCAGAAAAAGCGCAGAUUAUGUCAACAAUUCUCACAGUUUUAACAAGGAAAUGA
This is a messenger RNA of Paramuricea clavata, 1877 nucleotides long. Lineage: Eukaryota; Metazoa; Cnidaria; Anthozoa; Malacalcyonacea; Plexauridae. The record is from the annotation of a GenBank genome assembly.